Stegodyphus dumicola is the source of this 3241-nucleotide messenger RNA. Its product is annotated as beta-alanine-activating enzyme-like. Gene Ontology annotation, biological process: amino acid activation for nonribosomal peptide biosynthetic process. The record is from RefSeq and is a predicted model, not a curated record. Lineage: Eukaryota; Metazoa; Arthropoda; Arachnida; Araneae; Eresidae. Gene Ontology annotation, molecular function: protein binding.
AUGUCUAGUGGCAUUAUAUCAGGUGAUCUGGGUGGCCAAGGAAUUGGAUCUCCUCGCUCAGUCCAUCUUUCUUGUACACCAUCAUUUAUUCAGUGCUUUGAAGAUGAUUUGAUUAAAAUUACUCUGCUUAAGAAGGAUUCCAGUCUUCGCAUCCUAGCACUUGGUGGUGAGAUUUGUCCUUCUUGGAAAAAAUUACAGAAUUGGAGAGCUGAAGGAAAUAAAACAAGAUUCUUUAAUUUAUAUGGUUUAACUGAAAUAUCUUGUUGGGCAACCAGUUUUGAAAUAGAUCCCGAGAAUCAAAUGCUGACAUCAAGCAUACCGUUGGGAAAUCCUCUUCUUGAUACAAAGCUUGAAAUAAGAAAUGAAGCUGGAAAUAUAUCUGAAGAAGGAGAACUGUAUAUAGGUAGUGAAAGUAGAUGGUGUGUUAUCAAUGAUGAAAAAUGGCCAGAAAAUUUUAACAUUAUUAUGAGACCUACUGGUGACAUAGUUUAUAGUGCAAAUGAUGGUCUUUUAUACUUUGAAGGUCGUAAUGACAGCAUCAUUAAGUAUAAGGGACAGAAGUUGUGUUUAUCUCUGGUAUGCAGUGCUCUUGAAAGUGUUCCUGAAGUUGCAAAUCAUGUCGUAUACUUCAAUCAGACAUUGAAAAAACUAUAUUUAUUUGUUAGAUAUAAUUUAAAGGAGCAUAGUUCUUCAAACCAAAUAAGAGACAAGAUAAUGGUGCAUUUACGGAAAUCAAUUUUGAAUUUACCAGCAGUUGAAGUGGUUUUUGUUCCAUAUAUUCCUCUAACUAGGCAUGGAAAAGCAGACUACAAGAAGUUACUUGAAAUGUCUACAUGGGAACAGUUGUCCAUUGUUGAAAAUACCUGUAAUGUUAACUGUGAAGAGCUAGUGUCUUCUUUAUGGAAGGCUUACACUGGCCAGCAGAGUGUUGCAGAUGAAGAUAACUUUGCAUUUAAUGGUGGAAAUUCAUCAUUAGCUGUACAAAUGGCAUCUGACAUUGAAAAGAAAUUACAAAUAUCCAUCCCUGUUUUGGUACAAAAACUUCUCAAUAAUAGUUACCAUGAUGUUGUAGAACUUAUAAAAUCGUCUUUACAAGGCCAACGUAAAUCUUUAAUUAAGUUUGAAAGAACUAUGGAAAAGGCACAAGAUUAUGCAGAUGAACCUCCGAAUAAAAAAAAGUGGAAAAUAUUAUGUCAUGAGUUAUCUUGUAAGCGAGGCUAUUACUUUAAUUGUAUGCAUUUAAAAAAAAGUUGCUGUAGGGGGGAAAAAACUUUUCCCAGAAUACUUGAUAUGGCUGUCCCGUUGAAGUAUAAAAUCGAUCUGAAGAAAUGUGUAGAUGCUUCACCUUGUAUUGUACAUUUUUUGCAAUCAGAAGAAAUGUUGAUUUUCAUAGGAUCACAUUCUGGGACCUUUUGUGCUAUAACUGCAGAAAAUGGAACUGUGAAAUGGAGCAUACAGCUGCCUGACCGAAUAGAAUCAUCAUCAUGUGUAUCUUAUUGUGGGAAAUAUGUCUUAGUAGGUUGCUAUGAUUAUCAUUUUUACUGCUUUGAUCUGAAGAAAGGUGUUGUCACAUGGAAAUACAAAACAGGAGCUGAAGUUAAAAGUUCACCUGUAGUUUCAUGUAGCAAUGUUGCAUUUGUAGGAUCUCAUGACAAGCAUUUGUAUGCUGUAAAUGUUGAAACUGGUAAUCUUGAGUGGAAGAGAGAAAUAUCAAAAGGAAGUAUUUUUUCUUCUCCUGCUUUAGUUGAACAGUUGUCUUCAGUUUGUGUCACAACUUUAGAUGGGACAAUUUCUAUGCUUAAAAUGGUUUCUGGAGAGGUUAUAUGGACCUAUCAUUAUGGUAAACCAGUGUUUUCUUCACCAUCAACUACAUUAACAUCUAUAUUUGUGGGCUCUACAGACAACAGUAUGCUGCAUUUUGAUUUAAGUGGCAAUAUGGUGUCAAAAUACCAUACUUGUGCACCUGUAUUUUCAUCUGCAUGUAUCAUCUCAUCAGAAAAAAGUGAAAGUAUAGUAUUUGGCUGUGAUGAUUGUUAUAUAUAUUAUAUAAACUCUCAAGCUGAAUGCAGGUGGAAAACACAGUGUGAUUCUCCUGUUUAUGCAACACCAUUCACUUUCCAGUGGUUAAAUCAGACUUGUAUUGUUGUUGCAUCUACAAGUGGUACAUUGUACAUUCUCAAAGAAGAUAAUGGUGAAGUUCUGCAGUCAUGGAAAGUUCCUGGAAAAGUAUUUUCAUCACCUGUUGUUUUGAAUAAUGUAUUAACUUUUGGUUCCAGAGAUAAUAAUGUAUAUAUUUAUAAUUUAUAAAAAAAAUUAUGAUUUUUUAUAAUUCUUUUAGAAGAAAUUUCUUUAUUGAGUCUUUUCCCAUAUUAAGAACUUCAUUUUUAAAACAUCUGAUAAACGAAUCAAAAACUUCUUGAAAAGUUCUAAUUCUUGAAAGUUUCCCCUUAGAAAGUCCUCUAUGAAGGCAUCCUUACCACUGGGCAAAUACUCUUUGUGUGCAUUACCAUAUUCAAAUAACCUAACCCUUUCAUUCUGUAUUUCAUAGUAAUGUAAUAUUUCAUAUUACUUCUUUUUUAUUUCUUACUUUUAGUUUAACAUAUACAGGGUGUGGCAGCAUUCAUAGCAUAAUUUGACUUGCGUAGUACAAUGACGUAGUGCAUGAGUGUGCGCCAGCUCAUGCCACAUUCAAGUACUAAUGAGCUGCCAUUUCGAGUGUGACAGUGAUAUGAACCAGUGGAAUGCACAGCACCAUGCCCUUGCUGUUGAAAGUUAUUUCAAGAAUAACUACUCUGUUAUUGCUCAGCGUCUAUUUCGACAACAUUUCAACUUGGGACGUCAUGGGAAAGUUCCAGGUGGACAGACCAUUGCGACAGACAUUUCCAGGUAGAGUAAUUUCCCGUUUUGGUGACAUUUCCUGUUCUCCUCGCUCACCUGAUCUUUCGUGUUCAGACUUUUUCCUUUGGGGCCAUCUGAAGCAAGAAGUUUUCCGAACACAUUGUGCCACCAUUCCUGAGUUGAAGGAUCGCAUCAGAACUGCCGUCGGCAAUGCCCCAGCGAAUACGUUACGCUGAGUUAUGGCAAGCUUCCACGCCACCUAGAUGAAUGUGUUGUGCAGAGGAAGCAUCAUAUUCAAAAAGUAAUCCACGCGAUGGACAAUGACUUAACACAUUAGUAAAGGGCAUACCUUUAACUAUUAAUUGAUGUAAGAGGUAAUAAAUAAAUUACAUUUACUGCCUUA